Messenger RNA from Taeniopygia guttata (zebra finch), 2685 nucleotides. NCBI's taxonomy places the organism in Eukaryota, Metazoa, Chordata, Aves, Passeriformes, Estrildidae. The record is from RefSeq and is a predicted model, not a curated record.
ACUCCGGGGGAGUGGGGAGCUGGCAGCCUGGGAUCCCUGCCCUUCGCAGUACUCGGGAUGCCUGGCAGCUUGGGGACAGGGACCCGGACUCUGCUCCCGCUCCUCCUCGCCCCUGGCUGGGUAGAGCCACAGGCCUGCACAUUCCCAUGCCAGUGUCCCUCCCAGCCUCUGCAGUGCCCUGCGGGUACCAGCCAUGUGUGGGAUGUCUGUGGCUGCUGCAAGGUGUGUGCCCAGCAGCUGGGUGAACUCUGCUCCUUGCACAGGCCCUGUGGCCAUCACAAGGGACUCUACUGUGACUUCUCCAAAAUCCAUAGAGGCAGUGGGAUCUGCUUAGCUCAUGAGGGUGCCGCAUGUGACCUGCUGGGCAAGAUGUACCUCAACGGGGAGAGCUUCCAGCCCACAUGCAAACUGCAGUGCAUCUGCAUGGACGGGGCCAUCGGCUGCAUCCCGCUCUGCUCUGAUGACCUGCGCCUGCCGUCCCCCGAGUGCCCCAAGCCCCGGAGGGUGAAGUUCCACAACAAGCGCUGCGAGGAGUGGGUGUGUGAGGAGGGCAGCGAGGAUAACCGCUUUGGAACAGCCAUGGCAGUUUUCAGGGAGGAUCCAGCUCAUGAGCCAGAGCUGAACAACCUGCAGGAGAACUGCUUGGUGCAGACCACAGAGUGGAGUAUGUGCUCCCAGAGCUGUGGAAUGGGCAUCUCCACCCGUGUGACCAACGACAAACCCCAGUGCUGCCUGGAGAAGGAGACCUGGCUCUGCAUGGUCCGACCCUGCAACUUCUCCAUGGAGAAAACCAAGAAGGGAAAGAAGUGUGUGCAGACCCCAAAGCAGCGCCAGAGCCUCCACUUUGAAUUUUCAGGGUGCACCAGCACCCGCUCCUACUGGCCCCGGUUCUGCGGCAGCUGCUUGGACGGGUGCUGCUGCACCCUGUUCCUAACCAGCGCCAUGGAUGUGGAGUUCCACUGCCCUGGGGGGGACUUCUUCCAGAGGAAGGUGAUGUUCAUCAAGAUGUGCUCCUGCCUCUAUGACUGCCCCCGAGACAAUGACAUCUUCCUGGCCACAUAUCAUCAUUGGAUGAUCGGAGACCAUGUCAAGAUUGAGCAGCAAUAGCCCUGUCUUGCCAGCUCUGAGCUGUGCAGGAGGGGUCUGCAGUGUUUUUGUGGCUGUGUCCAGGCCAAUGCAGCCUCUUCCCCUUUUGUGAGGGGCUGUGCUUUCCACAGCAGCACCGUUCACACCAGUGGUCCCUGUGGUUUUCCCAGCGGGCCAAGGGAGGAGCCUCUGACCCCUGUCCACAGUGGUGCAAAGGUCAGUGAAGAAACCAGAAACAGGCUUGAGCUGUAAACUUGAUUUGUAUUCCUGCUGGCCAGAAGAGAGAGUGGAUCAAAGUCAUGUGGCUCCCACCUGUCUCCAGCCCAGAGCACAAUUCCUGAUUCAGACCCUGAGAAUUCUUCCAGCAUGAACUGGGGGUGAACCAAGCUGUCAGACCAAGAUGUGUCCCCUGAAGGUGCUGCUGUGGGCAGCUUUUAGUGCCUUGAUGAGCAUUUCAUAGAACCAUGGAGUGGUUUGGGUUGAAAGGCACUUUAAAGCUCAUCUAGUUUCAACCCACUGUCAUGGACAGGGACACUUUCCACUAGCCCUGGUUGCCCCAAGCCCCAUCCAACCUGGCCUUGGGCACUUCCAGGGAUGGGGAUGGGGCAGCCACAGCUUCUGUGGGCAACCUGUGCCAGGGCCUCACCUGCCUCACAGGGAGGAAGUUCUUCCUAAUCUUGUCAGAAAUGGCUCUGGAGUGGGAGAGGGACUGGACCCCACAAGCUUGCACAUGUAUAGUGAGGCUGCAGCUGUUUCAGCUCUGGAGUCUUUUCUCUGGAUGUUUGUAAGUAGGAGGAACACUGUUCAGCUCCAGUCUCCCUGGAGAGUUUAAGAUACUGGCAAGAGAAAUUCUCCUACUUGUAAAUGGAGCAGAUCCCAUCUGGAGUUACUGGGGCAGUGCCGUGGGGAGCUGUUGACACUGGUGUCUCCAGCAGUGGGAUUUCCUCCUGGCCACAGACCUGGCAGAGUCUCUCUGCCAGGAGAGGACCUUAUUGCCAGCCCAUAGCGCCAGGAAAGGCCACCAGCAGCCAGUGCCAGUGGUAUGUCCCGCAGCACGUUGGCAGCUUUGCGGGACUGCUAAGAUCUUGUCAGGUGUGGAGAAAUCUUAGUUUUAACAGAAACAUCCAGGUGCAGGACCUGAUGCUGGUUUUUAUGUUAUCCUUGCCAUUGGAAAUCAAGAAGCAUUUCUGUUCCAGCCAGGCAGGAGCAGCAGCCCCAAGGCUUCACCUCACCAUAUCUUCCUACCCCAAAUUAGAGCCUAAUGCCAAGGGACACUCCCAUCUGUCCCAAAUUUCCAGACUGUUGACACACCAGCUCAGGGCCCAUGUUCCAUCCCAGCCUCUGUUCUUUGUCUCAGCCUGCAGCAGCUCGUGAGUCUUCACCCUCCUGUCAUCAAUUUGAACUGUAAAUAAUUUAUCUGAUGUUGUUUCUGUUUUUAAGGCCUUUGUGCAAUCCUGAGAUCCUGUUGACAUAACCCUACUCAGGCUGUUAACCUUCUCUGAGCUUCUCGCCUGCCAUUCAUACAGUGCUGAGUCUCAAACCAUUCUGAGGUUUCACUUUACUCAAUGCUAAUAAAUAUCUCUAUUUUUUAUAUCUGAA